UGAGUUGCUGUUCGGGAGUGCUGUGAGCUGUGAGACUAGCUCAGAGCAUUAGGACCUUGCAGACACUGGGAGGAAAGUCACAUGGGCGGAAGCGAAGCAAGCUAGGAAUUAAUAGAUGAAGGAAACUGAUACUGCUGGUAAUUUCUACAACGUGGGGCUUUUCCAUACACAAAAGAAAUGCCUGAUAUUCCAACUACGUUUAACCGUUUGGGGGUAGACUCCACCCGGGUUCCAGAUUUCUGGUUGUAUCGGUGUCUGAGGAGACUAAGUGGGCUCCUGGCACACAUCCUGGCGCUUGGCUUUACCAUAUUCUUGAUAAUACUUGCCAGGCCUGGUACCAGCCUAUUCUCAUGGCAUCCUAUCUUCAUGGCUAUUGCUUUUGUUUUAUGUAUGACAGAGGCUGUCCUUCUUCUGUCUCCAGAAACGUCCCCUCUCUGCCCCCUUUCCAGGAAAUCCAAGACUCGCUUACAUUGGUUAAUGCAACUGUGUGUUCCCCUUUUGGCUGGCAUUGGCUUUGCCUUUAUUGUGUGCAGCAAAAACCGUAGUGAGCACUUACAUAUGACCUCGUGGCACAGCAUUCUGGGAGUGUUAACUUUAGGAGCUACAUGUUGUCAGCUUGUGUGCGGUAUGGCACUGCUUUGUCCCCGACUUGCUCGGAUCAGUGCAGUUUCACGACUCAAGUUGUAUCAUGCAACCUGUGGACUUCUUGUCUAUCUUCUGGCCACAUCCACAGUGAUCCUAGGCUUGUGUUCAGACUGGUUUCGGGCUCAAAUAAAGGGGCCUAUUUGGUAUAUCUGCCUUGCCUUACCUCUGUAUCCUGCACUUAUCAUCAUGAACCAAGUGUUGGACAUUUACCUUCCCAAGCGCAAAGGAGAGAUGUGAUAUUAUUGUACCAGACACUGGAGUCAUUGGUGGGAUGUAGACAGUUAGUCUAAACUGCUUUAAAAAUGUUUCAUUACUUCAUUGGAGUUUUGCUGUACAUAUCAGUGUAUUUUAAGUUUUCUUUGCAGUCAUUUGAUGCAAUCACCCUGGACGAACUCUGGGAUGUAUUUCAGAACAAACCCAUUAAUUAUGUAAAGCCUUAGGAACAAGAAAGGGAGAUCAUGACAGAUAAGCUUAUUUUUAGCUUUAACUACAUUUUUUCUUUUGUCUUCCACUGAAUCAGCUAGCAGCUACGCAAGUUUCACUUAAGCAAAUGAAGUGAUGGACAUGUCUUUUUCAACCUCAACUACUAUAUUACUGUGUUAACAGCCAGGGUCUGGCUUCACUAUACAGCACAGACUGCUGUUUAAAGUUUAAGUUAUUUAUUAGUAUGUUAUCAGGCCCGGACUGGCAAUCUGUGGGUUCUGGCAAAUGCCAGAGGGGCUGCUAUAAAGUCCCAUAGAAAUGCAGUAUUUUGUGGGCUGUUUGGGCCUCUAUGUGGGCUGAUUGGGCCUCUGUGUACCAAGGGCCUAUUUUAAUUCUCAGUUCGGACCUGUAUGUUAUUAUUUGGAAGUUGCCAAAUCGAAGCAACUUUUCAACUGGUCUUCAUUAUUUAUUUUUUAUAAUUUUAGUGACCCCCAUCUAAAAGAAAUUGACCCCUAUUUAUAUUGCAAUCUCUUAUUCAAAUCAAUGCAUGGUUGCUAGGGUAAUUUGGACCCUAGCAACCAAAUUGCUGUAAAUGAAAACUGGACAGCUGCUAAAUAAAAAGUUAAAUAACUCCAAAACCACAAAUAAUAAAAAAUGAAACCAGUUGAAAAUUCUCUUGGAAUGCCACUCUUAACAUCAUACUAAAUAUUAACUCAAAUUUGAACAAUCUCUUUAACCUAAGACUGAGAUUCAUUUUUCUAUGAGCCUUUUGUACAACUAAAACAAAAUCAUAGCUAUCCCCUACCUAGAUCAGUUUUUAUAUAGUGCUUCAUUUGAGGGCUAGUUUACUUUACAAUAAUUAUGUUAAAAUAAUUGUUAUAGAAUUAAAGCUGUGCAAUACACUGGGUGUCCAUAAAAAUGUUUGGCCUUAGAGUUAUAGCCUACCCGAAAGUGGUGCAAAAUGCAGGCAAGAAUCAGUAAAUAUUAGUAAAGAUAAUAUUAGUAAAUGUUAGUAAAUAUAAUAAGGAUCCAUACACACAGUAAAUAGUUUAAUGGUGCAUAACCUAUUUUUUACAGCCACAUAAUGUAAAGCAAAACAUGGUCUAGUUCCCCAAAAUAGUGGAUGGCUAAUUUUCUAAAAUGUUAAUUAACUUGUGUGAGUUUUGUUGUAAUUUGCAAAAAAAUUGCGAUUGUAAUUUGCAGUUGUAAUUUGCAAAAUUUGGCAUUUGGAUUUUUGCCAGAAAACUAUUUGGAUUUUUGGGCUAAUUCCAGCACAGACCACAGAAACUUCCAGAUAGGAUAGGGGCCUCUCCCAUUGACUUAUAUACAACCUCGGCAGGUCUGAGAUGGCAGAUUUUCAGAUUCUGACUUUUGGCAGCCUCGGGAUAUACAAAAUCUCGAUAAAUUCGAGUUUUUCACAAGGAAACUGCGGGGGAACUUCGGGAAUACAAAGCGUUUCAUAUGCCAUCCUGCCGGCGGGAAGGCAUUUCAUGGAGAUUAGUCUCCCCAUCUGCCACCACUCUUAAGGGGGUGGUUCACCUUCAAAAAACUAGUUGGUUUCAGAUAGAUCACCAGAAAUAAUGAC
Molecule: messenger RNA, 2653 nt
Organism: Xenopus laevis (African clawed frog)
Lineage: Eukaryota; Metazoa; Chordata; Amphibia; Anura; Pipidae
Gene: cyb561d1.S
Product: cytochrome b561 domain-containing protein 1
Exons: 4
Coding region: 178-882 (234 amino acids)
Source: RefSeq, a predicted model, not a curated record